AUGCUUGUGUGUUGCUGUUUGAGCGGUCUCGGUGUCUCCAAGGAGGAGCAGCAGCUGCUGCUGCGGCUGCUUGCUGCGCUGCUGCACCUGGGGAACAUAACCUUCGAGUCAGCUGCAGCAGCGGUAGCAGCAGCAGCAGCAGCGGGGGCAGCAGCAGGAACAGCAGCAGCGGCAGCAGAAGCAGCAGCAGCAACACAAGCAGCAGCAGCUUCUCCCGCGAGCAGCAGCGCUACGCCAUCGAGCGCAGCUGCUGCUGCGGCUGCUGCUGCUGCAGCUGCUGCUGCCGGCGACGGCGACGCUGCUGUCGUGUCUGCCUCUGCUGCUGCUGCUGCUGCUGCUGCUGCUCGGCUGCUGGGAGUGGAAGCAAAGUUGCUGCUGCUGAAAUUAACAAAAAAAGAAAUCCGAGAUAUCUACAGACCCCUCAAAGUCUCCGAAGCAAAUUUGAACAGAGACGCACUUGUUAAGACACUCUACAGCCGAAUAUUUGACUUUUUGGUUGCCAAGAUCAACAGCUCUUUAAACCCCACAGCAGCAGCAGCAGCAGCAGCAGCACCAGCAGCAGCAGCAGCAGCAGCACCGACAGCGGCAGCAGCAGCAGCGGCAACAGCAGCAGCAGCAGGUACGGCUGCCCCUCGUGUCUUCAGCCACUCAGUGUCUGUUUCUCCCUUUUGUCCCCAGCGCAGCCAGCAACAGCAGCAGCAGCAGCAGCAACAGCAGCAGCAGCAACAGCAGCAGCAGCAGCAACAGCAGCAGCAGCAGCAGCAGCAGCAGUUGCUGAUUUGUGCGUCAGGGGAAGAGCCGCAGUGUUUGGGCAUUCUCGACAUAUUUGGUUUUGAGGAUCUGGUGAGUUUUUCUUUUUUUUAA
Eimeria tenella is the source of this 864-nucleotide messenger RNA. RefSeq lists its product as uncharacterized. The record is from RefSeq and is a predicted model, not a curated record. The transcript is spliced from 3 exons. Gene Ontology annotation, cellular component: myosin complex; actin cytoskeleton; cytoplasm. The coding region runs from base 1 to 864 and encodes 287 amino acids. Gene Ontology annotation, biological process: actin filament organization; vesicle transport along actin filament. Gene Ontology annotation, molecular function: ATP binding; microfilament motor activity; actin filament binding. Lineage: Eukaryota; Apicomplexa; Conoidasida; Eucoccidiorida; Eimeriidae.